This is a messenger RNA of Nycticebus coucang (slow loris), 4153 nucleotides long. RefSeq names its product cyclic nucleotide binding domain containing 2 (gene CNBD2). NCBI's taxonomy places the organism in Eukaryota, Metazoa, Chordata, Mammalia, Primates, Lorisidae. Gene Ontology annotation, molecular function: cAMP binding. The coding region runs from base 451 to 2274 and encodes 607 amino acids. Gene Ontology annotation, biological process: spermatogenesis. The record is from RefSeq and is a predicted model, not a curated record. The transcript is spliced from 13 exons.
CAAGAGGGCCGGGAGCGCUGUGCGGAAGACCAAUGCUAAUGUGUUGUGGACUCUGGAGGACCGUGGCGAGGAGUCGGAGUGGGAGGAGGAGUGGGAGGAGGAGCAAAAGCAGCUGCAACCGCGGAACGAUUUCCAGGUAGACUUCGAGUCCGCGACCUUAGUCGAAUGAGCGUUUUGGCGCUUGCAAGUGACCCGCGCCUUCCUGUGUGUGCGCCCCUCCUUAUUUGACCCUGGUUAGCGUGUAGCUCUGACAGCCCUUUGCUAAAUGAUUAGGAUGAUGGCUAGCCAGAGGGCUCACCGGGGCGCUAGGGGGAGGCCCCGAGUUCAGUCCUCUGUCCUGGUCAAACAAGGAGGGAAACAGCGCCCGCCUGAUUGCGAGGAUGACAAAAUACGACGUGUGUAGGAUCCUCAACACACUGCUGGCACAAAGAGUCAGAAUGCAGAAAGGUAAUGGAUUGGUUCACAGUCAAAAGGCUGGGGCUGUACAAGCUCUCCAUGCAUAUCAUACUAAUGAUCCGAGUGUGCAAAAUGUUCCGCCAAGGCCUCAGAGGAUUCCGGGAAUAUCAAAUCAUUGCCUCUUCUCAGAGAAAGCAUCCUAUCUUCUCCUUCUGGGAUAAAAAGAAGCAAAGCCAAAUCACAUUUGAUACCAUGGACUUUGUUGCAGAGGAGGGUCACUUACCACCAAGAGCUAUAAAGAUCAUGAAGAAGCAGCCUUCCUGGAGGACAGAGCGUGAGAUCCAAUCCCUCUGUAACAUAUUUCAGGUUCUAAGUAGCUACCGGAACUACGAAGAGCCCCUGCAGCUGCUCCUGGCCAAAGUCAUGCGCUUUGAACGAGCAAAGAGCACACCCAGUCCAGAGGUCUUCCUCAUACAGAUCAGCCUCUGUGUUGCUACCAGCUCAACUGCUCAACUGGCCGUUGUCUUCCCCAGGUUUGGUCGCAGGCGUGUGAUUAUCAGGAAGGGGCAGAAGGGCAACAGCUUUUAUUUUGUCUAUCGGGGCACAGUCGCAGUAACUGAGGAUGAUGAUGGCAGCAGUGCCUUCCUGGAUCCCCACCCGAAAUUGUUGUACAAGGGUGACUCUUUUGGGGAAGUGGGCCUUAUGAAUGCUUCAGUAAGGAGGUCCACUGUGGUCUGUAUGGAAGAAACGGAGUUCUUGGUUGUUGACCAGGAGGACUUCCUCAAUCAUAAGCUGGACCAGGAAGUUCAGAAGGAUGCUCAGUAUCGGUUUGACUUUUUUAGGAAGAUGGAUCUGUUUGCAUCGUGGCCUGAUGAGAAGCUCUGGCAGCUCGUAGUCCUGGGGAAGAUAGAGAAAUACUCCUACAGGCAGCUGAUCUCAAAAGACCUUAUGGAAUCGUCUUGCAUCAUAUUUGUCUGCAAGGGCAGCUGUGAAGUCCUGAGGCUGAUAGACCUUGGGGACUGCCCCUCCUACUACAAGUGGGUCUGGCAGCAUCUGGAGCUGAUAGACAACAAGCCUCUGAGCCAGCACUUCAUUGAACCCUCUCCUAAGCAGAGAUUUAAGGAAUUCCAGAUCAAGUCAUAUCCUUUACAGGACUUCACUUAUUUGAAACUUCUGCAACUCCAGAAAGCCUGGAAGCAAGAGGGGACAAGUUUCAGUAGGACGAUCAAAACCUCAGGAAAUAGUCUCCCAAAGCUCUUCGGCCCUAAGAUCAAAUCCAAGCAUGUUCAGGCUGUCAAAUGUCCCAUGAUCAAUACCAAGUAUGGUGAGCUCCCUGUGGAGGCUGUGGUGGGGGCAUACAUCAAGAUCCACACUGUGGAGCAAGGAGAAAUGAUGGGCUUUCACGAGUUCUUCCUCCCAGACAACCAACCUGAUACUCGCCCCUUAAUCCUCAUGAGCCUGGGAUCGGAGUUGAUACGGAUGAGCAGAGACAAAUUUUAUGAACUGAUUGAUGAUGAGAUAAGACAGAAUUUGUUGCAGUCCAAGGUUGAGUACCCCAGUGAUGAAGAAAUGUGCCAGAAGUUCCUCAAGGAGAACAACUGGAAUGUCUUUCGGAAGGAUCUGUUGCGGCUGCUGGUGGAACCUCGCCAUAGUCUACCAUUCACCCCGAUCCAGCCCAAGAAGAAAGGGAUCUUUGACCCUCAGGCUCUGAUCCUGGAUUUGUGUAGAAUCAAUGAGAAGACUAAACCUCCCCAUCCUGUUUUCAUGGCUCCCCGGAAAUUCCUCCCCCCACUGAGGAUUGUCCAGGCCAUUACAGCACCCAGGUACAAAAUCCAGGAACUCCUGCCUCAGUAUAAAAAUGCUGGGGUUCUUAUUUAGAACUGAUAAAGGAUGUUGGACUAGCUGCUAUGUCUUCUGAAUGACUACCAGGGCAGCUGUGGAACUUGGAGGAGGGGGGCCUGGAGAGCUAAGCUGUGGGUCCAGAGCAGUGUUUAGGGACAGCAACUGGGGCACAGCUUCCCUUGACACUUGCAUGCCUGGCUGAGUGACAGAUGGUCCCAGGAGGCCAGGUGUGAAUAGGUUAAUCACUGGGGAUGGUCUCAGGAUGGGAGACUCUUUUAUUUUUUUAUUUUUUUGAGACAGAGUCUCGCUCUGUCACCCUGGGUAGAGUGCCAUGAGUCAUACCUUACAGCAACCUCAAUCUCUUGGGAUCAAGUGAUCCUCUUGCCUCAGCCUCCCAAGUAGCUGGGACUCUGGGUUUGCACCACUAUGCCAAAUUAGUUUUUUUCUAUUUUUUAGUAGAGACAGGGUCUCGCUCUUGCUCAGGCUGGUCUCGAACUCCUGAUCUCAAGCAAUCCACCUGUUUCAGACUCCCAUUGGGCUAAGAUUAGAAGCAUGAGCCACCAUGCCUGGCCGACUUUUUUUGGAGGAGGCAGAGUCUUGCUCUAGUGCCUGGACUAGAGUGUCAUGGCCUCAGCCUAGCUCAGAGCAACUCAAACUCCUGGGUUCAAACAGUCUUCCUGCCUCAGCCUCCCGAGUAGCUGGGUCUAUAGGUAUAUGCCAACACACCCGGAUAAUUUUUCUAUUUUUAGUAGAGAUGGGGUCUCUCUUUGCUUAGCCUGGUCUUGAACUCUAGACCUCAAGCAAUCUUCCUUCCUUAGCCUCCUAGAAUGCUAGGAUUACAGGCUGUCCAAGUAAGGUGGGCAGGUCAUAACCUGGUGAGCUGGGUGGGAGGUAGGGUGAGGGAGCAGCUAGUGGUCAAAUCAAAGUGGUCAAGAUGAGGGUUGCAAACACAAAUGCUUUCCAAGGCCAGACAGGUCAUCUAAAGAAGCAUAGCAGCAGGGCUGGGAAGGCAGGGACGCUGGAGACCUGAUGUGUACAUUACCCAGCCGGAGGAACAACGGCUGCUUGGCCCCAGUCAGUUAAUGCCAGAAAAUGAUGCAGGCCUUAUGUUGCCAGUCUGUAGAUUUUUUUUGAGAGAGUCAAGAAAUCCAAUAUUUUAGAUGAUUCUUUCUGGUUUUUAAACAUGAGCAACUAAUUCAAAUUCUUUUAGAAUAGUGUCAGACAAACACAACGCAUACUUUGGCUGUGUUGGGCCUGCAGGCUGUGGGCUGACCUGUCAGACUGGCGGGGCAUGGCCAGUGAGUGGAAUAAGGGUGUGUGUCAUUGCGCAGGGAUGGUACAAGGAGCCAGAGAGGUGCAGACAGGGCAGCAUGACAGGAGCAGGUGUCCUUGUCCAGGAGCAGGAGUGAGCCGCUGUGUCAGAGGGGGCAGGCCAGAGACACAGACGCGGGAGGGUGGGUGCAAAAGAGGGCACCUCUGUCUCUCUGGGGAGGGUCCUUAAUCUGGGGCUGCCUGUCACUGGCCCGGGCCUAGAACUCAGGGUUCUUAUCUCCAAACAGCCCUGGAUACGAUAUCCCCACUCCCUUAAGAAACCACACAGGUUGGUAUGAGAGUUGAUGGGCCUGAUAGAGGCCAUGGUGUCAGCUUGGGAGCCUAGGCCCCUCCACACCCCCACCCUGGCAGGGAGUGGGUUCUGAGGAACACAUAAGCCCUGAGCUGGGUUCUGGGAGCUCCACCAAGCCUGGCUCUGUUUCUACUUCACUGGACUCCCUCAAGCACUUCAAAUCCUCAGUUUCCCCAGUGGUGAAAUGAGCACCUUGGCCAAGAUCAUUGGUUUUCAUGAAUGAAGGGUGAGUACAAUUUGAAAAGCAUAUUCAACAUUAUAAUUUUUCUUAUUGAAUUGAAAAUAAAACCG